AUGCAAUCGACCAUUGCGCCUCGAAAGUUCUUAGGUUUACAGUUGUCACGCAGUAACAAUGGAGUCCUUUUUCGAAAGGCGUUGAGUACUACUACACCACAUAAACCUUCAACAGCAGAGUUUCCCCAUGGAGCUCUAUCAUACCACUGGGAUACGACAGAACCAACUGCAAGUCAGCUAGUACAUGCCUCUAAGUUCUUUAACCUACAACCCCCAAAAUUCCUCUGGUCGGCUGAGAAGUUCAAGACCAUGGAUUUUGGGGGUAGUCCGGAAAUUUGUUUCCUGGGACGAUCCAAUGUCGGAAAAUCCUCCCUAUUGAACACGCUUCUGAGCAAGAGGAUCGCGCAUACGAGUUCGAAACCCGGUAGAACAAGACUCAUGAACGCAUUCGCUGUGGGUGGGAGAGAAGACAACGCAUCGAAUAGAUUAGUGGUACUAGACAUGCCAGGAUACGGGAAAGGAGGAAGAGCAGAAUGGGGAAAAGAGGUGCUCAAAUAUUUAGGGAAGAGGAGGCAGCUAAAGAGGGCUUUCUUGUUGGUCGACUCUGAACACGGAAUCAAAAACAGCGACAAGCAACUCCUGGCCUUAUUUCAAGAACAUUCUGUGCCUUAUCAGAUUGUUCUGUCCAAGGCGGACAGAAUCAUCUUUCCGGAUAAUCGCAAACCAAGUCCAGAGGUUCUGGCUCUCAGACUUGCUGCGCUAAGGAAGACAAUGGAAACUAUCAAAGACGAGGUCGAACCCGAUCCAGAAGGAGAUCUUCUUGCUACUGGCGAGGUUAUUGCUUGCAGCUCUGAGAAGUGGGUUGGAGCGAAGAGAAUGGGAAUCGAUGCUGUACGAUUUGCGAUGUUGCGAGCAGCUGGACUGGAACUCAAACCAAAAAUUACCCUCGCGAAGCCUACGGAAAUUGUCUCGUUCGAUGAGCUUGAGAUGUCAUGA
Messenger RNA from Glarea lozoyensis ATCC 20868, 936 nucleotides. Its product is annotated as P-loop containing nucleoside triphosphate hydrolase. The transcript has a single exon. The coding region runs from base 1 to 936 and encodes 311 amino acids. Gene Ontology annotation, molecular function: GTP binding. NCBI's taxonomy places the organism in Eukaryota, Fungi, Ascomycota, Leotiomycetes, Helotiales, Helotiaceae. Gene Ontology annotation, cellular component: mitochondrion. The record is from RefSeq and is a predicted model, not a curated record.